GUAUUUCUUGGACAGUAAGCUAAGCCAUCUGCCUUCCUCGAAGCUGGCAUGUCGGUAGAUUCUUGCUCUGGCUCCAUUUUCAUUUGGAAAAAAUAGGUGGUGAUACUUUUGAUGCGGCGUCUCCGUUAGCGCGCUGCUGGAUCUGGUGAGAUCCUGGCACCAAUCGUCUGUCGUAUAAGAAAGAGUCAAGCAGUCUGGUCUUUUGGAUCUGUCCUCGUCUCCUUCCCUUCUCUGCUUCAGCUCCUCAUUUUCGCGAUUCUCCAUCAUGGUUUCAAUCGCUUCUCUAUUCCCGUCUCAUCCGGUAGCUAUUAGAAAGCUAAGAGAUCGCGAAGAGAAACUGUCCGGAUACCCGCAUUGGCGACUACAAGUUCCUCAUGAUAUUAUUGACGUCUUGAAAUACCCCCUCACAAACCUCACGGAUACCGAGCGAUGUAUCGUUCACUGCGACGCCACCGCACUUGCAGAUCUGAUUCGCAAACGGGUGCAUUCUGCGGUGGAUGUGUUAACGGCUUUUGUCAAGGCAGCAGUAGUAGCACAGGAUCUCACCAAUUGUCUCUCAGAGAUUUUCAUAGAAGAAGGUUAUGAACGUGCCAAGCAACUCGACAGGCAUUUAUUGGAGACUGGUCAAACAGUUGGGCCGUUACACGGUGUCCCUGUCUCCAUCAAGGAUCAUAUCAAAAUCAAAGGAAUCGAUACCUCUACUGGUUAUAUUGGUUGGGCAUACAAGACAGUUGCUGAUAGUGAUGCCGUCGUUGUGGACAUUUUGCGCAAAGCCGGAGCUAUUCUUUAUGUCAAAACUCAAAAUCCACAAACAUUACUUUCGUUAGAAACAAAUAACAGUGUAUUUGGACGAACUGUGAGCCCUUUCAAUCGGAAUUUGACUCCUGGUGGAAGUUCUGGAGGCGAAAGUGCCCUUAUUGCCUGUCAUGGUAGUCCUCUUGGUGUAGGAACGGAUAUUGGUGGCAGCGUCAGAAUCCCAGCUGCUCACUCUGGAUUGUAUGGUUUGAAGGGGUCUGUUGCCCGAUUGCCGCAUGCAGGGCUUUUAGGUACACAUGACGGGAUGGAGGCUAUCGUAGGUGCUGUUGGGCCUCUCGCAACAUCAGCAAGAGAUCUCGGGUUAUUCUGUCGGGUGAUGCUAGACGCGCAGCCCUGGCUGGUAGAGCCUCCUUUAUUAGAAAUGCCCUGGAAGAGAGAGGUUGCUAAAGGAGAGGGAGUCCCAAAGAAACUAUCAAUCGCCAUUCUAUUUGACGACGGGGUGGUUGCACCGCACCCACCUAUCACGCAAGCUUUAAGGAAAUACAAAGAUGCUCUGAUAACAGCUGGCCACGACGUAAUUGAAUGGCAGCCACUGGACCAUCAGAAUGGAUGGGAUCUAAUUGCCAAGUUAUAUUUGUUGGAUGGCGGUGCAGAGUACCACGACACCAUUCAAAGUGCUGGAGACACGGCAGUUCCUCUGACCAACUGGAUUUUAGACCACGCACAAGGCCGCAAAUCUUACACACCAGCGGACAUGUUCCGCCUGAACUUGGAGCGGGACGCUUUUCGGGCCAAAGCACUGGUUCACUGGAACGAGACCCGUCAUCGCACGGCUACAGGACGUCCUGUUGAUGCGAUCUUGUGUCCCGUUGCACCUACUCUGGCACCACCACACGAUUCUACUGCAUGGUGGGGAUACACGUCUCACUGGAAUUUACUGGACCUGCCAGGUGUUGUUUUCCCUGUCGGGAGAUUCGCCGCUGCUGAUGCAUUUGCAGUGGAGCCUUUACCGCCAGCCCGCGGAGAUGUGGAGACCUUUAUUCACGGACAAUGGAACCCAGCCACAUACGAUAACGCGCCUAUAGGUUUGCAGCUAGUUGGUCGUCGGCACAACGAAGAAAAACUGUUAGCAAUGCUAGAUAUCGUGGAAAGCAGCGUACCCGGUCAUACUUCGUUGGGGAGUCUACAUAAUGGAAAUGCGUAAGUAAUAUAUAUACCAGCGUACUUACUGUGCGAAACGAAUACCUACUGCUAUAGUAUGGGGAUAGAUAGGCGCUUCAAGUGCCGUAUAUAUCAGGCAAUUACGGUAGUUCGCUAGUCUCACAUUUGAUCGAUAUCUAUGAUGAGCUCUUUUUCUUGUUUAAACAUUGCGUUUAGCACUGCUUUCUGCUUGCUUUUAUCAGAAAUGUCAUCGGACCUUCACGCUUCCGUCAUUGCUUUGGAUUACUCGGGAGGAGACCGACAAGAGAGGGUACGGCGCUCAUCAUGGUGUUUUGGCGCUGGUAUAGUACCGCGGUCGAACUUUGCAGGUGACUCGACAUGGUUCAUGAGUAGAGCUCUUAGCGGUUCCGCAGGACCCUACACGAUACCCAUCAUUCGUUGCCCGUAACACUUGCCAGUGCACAUGCAGCGUAGCCCAAGUCGGAAUAUAUAAGCGCCACUGCUUCUAGAAAAUAUUGGCUGUACGCAGUAUUGGCUGUCGAAUCAUGGCUGUAUGCACUGAUGUGAAAGCUAUUGCGAGCCUUUUCUGGAAUAUCUGCACUAUUUUUUUUGGUUUUUCGCUGGUGAGUCUAUGAAGCUAUCUACACGCAUGACUUCUUUUAGCCGAGUCUUUCGUCCUCAUCUCCAUAUUGUUAUUAUGUCACCGAGGCACGGUAUCUGGACCGUACGCUCCGCUCCGCUCCCUCUCCCUCCUCACCCUAAUUUGGAUCCUGCUAUGACUCCAACAAAUACCAGUAUCCUGUGCAUCAGCGGUCUGGAAGAUUCAAGAGUGUCGCCGCCCAGUCAUUUUGAUGCUGCAAAGAAUCCAGUUAGAUACUGGAUCUACAGCCCCGGACAAAGUAUAUAAGGCUCGAGGAAUGAUAAGGUGAAGGAUAUCCAUCCAAUCCCACAUCUCAUACUCCAACCUUCCAGCUCAAGAUGCCGACCAACGCUUUCUAUACUAUCAGCGUCUACGACGGAAAGAACAGAUUUCCGGACUCGGUUUGGGCCACCCUACGUGCUGAUGCUGGUGCUGCAAACCUGAUCCUCCCUCAUGCUGAAAAGACUUUCAGGGAAUUUUCGACGGGUAAUCAGUUCUGGAUCACUUGCACGUCGCCAAAUUCUCAGGAGUUCGAUUUCAUUCUCGCCUGCACUGAGGGACCACUAGGUCCCUACCCCAUUUUUAUCUAUACCCCUAUCCCUUUCCGCGCGCUGAAUGCAGGCGAAUAUAGUCGGCCUAUAUAUCUUCUUGCUCAGACCCUCCAUGGGAAGGUUCCAGUCACCAGAGUCUUUUCCAUCUUUUCCGUCGAACCCGUGACCAGGAUGUUUGCCGAGGCAUGGACCCAACUCACUAACAUCGGGUCCAUCCAAGAGCCAUACUACAAGGCCAAGUUAACCUACUGCACAAACGGCUCACUCAUCGCGUCCCAGCCGUCCGCACACGCUGACUUGGUAUUCGAAUUACGACGCGCUACUCCCGACGACAAAGAUGCAAUCGCUAAGUUGUGCUAUGACUUCGCCAAGACCUCAGAGCCUUUCGUGCUAACCAAAGUCGAAGCCUUGCGAGAAGCAGAGCUUAUGAUCGCGAAGAAGCAAGUCUGGGUUCACACUAUCCAACGGGUUAGCGGAAGUCAAGUCGAGAUCGCCUCUAUAGUUGCCACGACGCGACAAACUGAUGUUGCAUCCGCUAUAUCCAAAGUGUACACCAAUGAUAAGUGGAGGCGGCUUGGGUGUGCGGAGCGCCUUGUCCGACGCGUCACGAAAGAACUGCUCAGGGGUCCAAACGAAAAAGUCGUUCUCUAUGUAGCCGACGAUAACCCCGCCGCUUCCAAUGUUUACGACAAAGUUGGAUUUGUGGGUCUUUCCAGAGAGGGUCCCCCCGUUCAAGGUGUCGACACAUGGCUAGAACUCGGAUUUGAUCGCUCUCAAGUCACGCUUGGUCACUGGUAAAUGGUUAUGGUUAUAUCAUCUUCCAUCUUUCAGCUCCCGUUCCUAUAUAACAAGGACUUUCAACUCUUCCCUUUCCUGAUCCUCGUAUACCAUCUCCACUCAAUCACAGUAUACGUCGACCUUGAUAUCUAAUCUGUAGCGAUAACUUUUUUUGGAUACCACUGAAUGUAUAUCAUAGUUAGGAAUUACAAUUACGAUAGCUUAUACCAUACGUACCCACUACCUACUACAUGUUCAUAUUGCCCAAAUUAAAUUCAAAUAGACUGAGAGUAUCGGAAGCAAGAUAA
Serpula lacrymans var. lacrymans S7.9 is the source of this 4193-nucleotide messenger RNA. RefSeq lists its product as uncharacterized. The record is from RefSeq and is a predicted model, not a curated record. The transcript is spliced from 8 exons. Lineage: Eukaryota; Fungi; Basidiomycota; Agaricomycetes; Boletales; Serpulaceae. Bases 266 to 1960 code for a protein of 564 amino acids.